AAAUGUUGCAGAGGCAAUCGAAUUUUAUCCAGUACGUUGUCCGUUGCUUAUAAUCUUAGCAACAGAAUCUACUUCUCAACAAAUUUAUUUCAGUUCAAUACUACAGUUAUUAAAAAGACAGAAAAACGUGCGAAUUAAGUAUGCCGAAGGAAACCAUGACGUCCACAAUGACUAUCCAGAAAGAGUUGCACCAUUAAUCAAUAAGUUUUUGUUGUAUAAAUCUAAUAAACUUUAAAUUAUGAACCAAUAAUUUUUUUACGUAGUAGCGAUUAUUUGAUGCACCCUCGUAACAUUAUAUCGCUAUAUAAAAUAAUUAGAUAAUAUAUACUUAUCAAAAAAAAACAAUUAGUAACAAUAAUAAUUUAUAGAAAAUAUUACGCCAAAUGACCUUGAUUCCAAUAUUCAAUGUAAGUAGCUUUAGAAACUUUUGUUCGCGUUCAUUCGACUUUUUAGGUUAUAUACAAUAAACCAACAAUAUGAACGUAGAUAAACGUAAUAAAAAUUUGGUUAUCAAUGAGUUUCAAAUACCAGUUCCAUGGGGACAUAUUGCAAUAAAAGCUUGGGGAGACAACAAAAAUCCACAUGUCUUGCUAUUUCAUGGAAUUGCAGAUAAUGCAGGAAGUUUUGAUAAUCUAAUUCCAUACUUAUCAGCUAGCUUUUAUUACAUUUGUGUCGAUCUUCCUGGACAUGGAUUCUCCUCGCCGUUUCCACCACAUUUACCUAUACAUUCAACAGAUUUUCUCAUAGUAUUCAAAUUGGUGGUCGACUAUUUUGAAAAACAAAAGUAUACCAUAAUAGGACACAGUUACGGAGGUCAGAUUGGUUUGCUGUUUGCUAGAGUGUAUCCACAACAUGUGGAAAAAUUCAUAUCUUUAGACGGUUUGGUUUUGUUUGCGAUAGAAGCAAAAGAAUCCAUGAAAAUUCUAAAAUCGCGAUUAGAAAAGCAUGAAGAGAUAGUUGCAGCCAAGCCUGAAACUUAUACCUACGAAGAAGCCUUAAAUCUCAUUUCCAAAAAUAGAUUUCAUGGUGAGGUUUUAACUAGAGAAGCGUGUGAACCUUUGUUGAAGAGAUGUUUGCAUUUACAAGAUAACGGAAGGUAUAUCAUAACCACAGAUCAACGUAUAAAGUCUUAUAUAAAUCCUCUUCAUGAUAUGAGAUAUAGAAUAGAGACUUUAAAGUACGAUCCCAUAAAAUGUCCAACUUUAAUGAUAUAUACUAAACUCAACGACCGACCAAGGAAAAAGUACCAUAAGUUGCUGGAAAAACUGCACGCAAAUAAAAACAUUACCGUUCAAUAUAUUGAUGGAGACCAUGAUAUACAUAACAAGAAACCGACGGCAGUAGCUCCUUAUAUAAAUAAAUUUUUGUUAAUACAAAAGUCUAAAGUAUAGUUUUUAAAAAAAUUAACCGCUUUUUCAAGUAUCUAUAGGUAGUUGUCGAAACAAAAAUUUCCAAUUUUCUUGUUUAAUUUCUGGCGCAGUCAAUAGGAUUUCAAGAUCUACAGUAAAACGACUCAAUAUUAUAUAGUGAGUUUGGAAAUAUCUGCCCGGUUUGUAAUCGUAAUAAAACACGCUAAUUUGGCGAUUACAAAUUGAUACCAACAGUUUAUUGUGAUUUGUGCUAACUGAUACUGGUGGGUCAGAUAGAUAACCUUUUAUCAGGGUCAGGCCUAAUCUCGAUCAUAUUAUAUUGUUGGAUUGUGAGAGCAACAGACGUUACAAUAUAUUAUUUUGAAGCUAAUACCAUUAGCUUGAAGAUUUUACUAAUUUCGUGUUGUUUUUUUACCGGUUACUUGCGAUUGUAUGGGUGUCGCCCUGAGUCGGUUUUUUCGCGCACGAUUGUAUAUAUAAACCGAUAUUUGUUGAUGGAAUGACAAAUAUCACCACGUCGUCGUUUAUAAUCUGUGAUCAUCUUUAACUAGAUCGUGUUAUUUAUUUUUGGUACGCUCCUAACUCUAACGGCGAGUCGCAGAUUGUCGUAUGAUUAGCAAUACACACCCCCUUGAACUAGACAUAGGAAUAAAUAGAAUAACACAUCAAUUAUUAAUUUAUUUACAAACAUUUAUUAAUUUAAAUAUAAAAUUUCAUAUA
Messenger RNA from Diorhabda carinulata, 2090 nucleotides. Its product is annotated as serine hydrolase-like protein. The transcript has 3 exons. NCBI's taxonomy places the organism in Eukaryota, Metazoa, Arthropoda, Insecta, Coleoptera, Chrysomelidae. The record is from RefSeq and is a predicted model, not a curated record. Bases 477 to 1391 code for a protein of 304 amino acids.